GCAAUGAGACUUGCAGUCAACUGAUUUCAUCUUGAUUUCAUUUCAGUUUUUUUUCAUUUUUCAUUUGUUUUCUAUUAUUAAUUGUGAUUCACUUGAUUGUUGCCCAGUUAAUCAUGUCGAUUAAUAUUCUAGACGAAGAAGAUGGAAAGAAAUUGAUUCCUUAUUUGUGUAAUCAUUUCUAUUCACUUGGUUGGGUUUCGGGUACCGGAGGCGGAAUGAGCGUUAGAAUUGGCGAUCGUAUCUUUAUCGCUCCAUCGGGUGUCCAGAAAGAGCUAAUUAAGAGUGAAGAUAUUUUCGUGAUUAAUGGUGACGGAGAAACAAUCGAGGAUCCAGUUAAUUGUAAUCUAAAGAAAAGUGAAUGUACUCCUUUGUUUCUUGCUGCUUAUUCCCUGCGAUCAGCUGGAGCUGUUAUUCAUUCACAUUCAUUGUUUUCUGUUCUCGCCACGAUUAUCACCAAUGGAUCAGAAUUCAAGAUAACUAAACAAGAGAUGAUCAAGGGAAUCAAGAAAGGAUCAAGUAAUGUCUCUCAUCGGUACGAUGAUACGUUAAUUGUUCCCAUAAUUGAAAAUACUUGUUUCGAAUGUGAUUUAACUGAAAGUUUAACCGAGGCAAUUAAAAAGUAUCCAGAUACAAACGCAGUUCUGGUCCGUAAUCAUGGUGUUUAUAUUUGGGGCGCUAAUUGGAAACAAGCGAAAUCAAUGGCUGAAUGUUAUGAUUAUCUGUUCAAAGUUGCUGUGGAAAUGAAAAAACUUGGUAUUCCUUACAAUUAACAUCGAUAUCCAAAUCAAUUAUUUGAUUAUAAUGAUGUAUUUUCAUGACAACAUGAUACAAAAUUAAUAGAUUGGUUUAGUAAUUUGUUUACAA
Molecule: messenger RNA, 864 nt
Organism: Panonychus citri (citrus red mite)
Lineage: Eukaryota; Metazoa; Arthropoda; Arachnida; Trombidiformes; Tetranychidae
Product: methylthioribulose-1-phosphate dehydratase-like
Exons: 1
Coding region: 114-770 (218 amino acids)
Cellular component (GO): cytoplasm
Molecular function (GO): metal ion binding; methylthioribulose 1-phosphate dehydratase activity
Source: RefSeq, a predicted model, not a curated record